AUCAUAUAUUUGUAGGGGACCUGAGUCCUGAAAUCGAAACUCAAACUCUACGUGACGCAUUUGCAGCCUUCGGGGAAAUAUCGGAUUGUCGAGUGGUUCGAGAUCCACAAACGUUGAAGUCGAAGGGAUAUGGAUUUGUUUCGUUUAUUAAAAAGGGGGAAGCAGAAAGUGCAAUAGCGGCAAUGAAUGGUCAAUGGUUAGGUAGCAGGAGUAUCAGAACCAACUGGGCAACACGGAAACCACCAGCACCAAAAAGCGAAGUAAACUCCAAACCACUGACCUUUGAUGAAGUUUACAACCAAAGCAGUCCAACAAAUUGUACAGUAUAUUGCGGGGGUAUAACAAACGGUCUGACAGAGGAACUGAUGCAAAAGACUUUCGCUCCAUUUGGAACUAUUCAAGAAAUUAGAGUAUUUAAAGAAAAAGGAUAUGCCUUUGUAAGAUUUUCUACGAAAGAAUCCGCCACGCAUGCUAUAGUAGCAGUUCAUAAUACAGACAUCAAUGGUCAAAUUGUCAAAUGUUCUUGGGGAAAAGAAUCCGGAGAUCCCAAUAAUGCACCCGUCACUGGUCAGGCAAUCGCAGGUACGAGUUUUCCCUAUAGUGCCUACGGGCAGCAGUUAAGUUACUGGUAUCCUCAAAGUUAUCCAACCGCAAGCUCUGCACAAAUACAGGGACAGUUUCUAGGAGGAAUGCAAGGAUAUGCUUAUGGCCAAUUUGGGGGAUAUCAGCAGUCGUAUAUGGGUAUGGGGCUCCAAGUACCUACUGCAGCAACAGCCUGGCAAGGUAUUCCAAGCCAGCCACAGAUACCAGCUACACCCCAACAGAUGACAGCCCCUACGGCUUCACUGCAACAGCCAGGGAUAGUGUUCCCCAUACAACAAUAUCAAGCACAAUGAAAAAGACACAAUUGUCAACACACCGAUCUAGUGAUAUUUUAAAAAAAUUCCAACAAGAAAGAUAACAUUAUCAGUAGAAGAAAAAUUCGCGGAUCAGUAAUUGUGCCAAAUUUCAAGUAGUUUCAAUGAACACACAACUGUAGAAGUCCUAAGUCCAUCCAUUUUAAGUAGAGCUGGCGAGGACUAGAGCUGUAUGAGUGAUGAAAAAUUACUGCACUGCCUAGGCAGAGCCUAGUACACGCCUAGCUCACCUGGUUUCACCACUUUGCAUGAAAUCUGUAAUUUUUACGUCUUUUUGGCAGCUGGGAGAAGAAGAUUGGCUCCUGGUAUGAUCCAGUCCACACAGAUCUAUCUGGUGACCUUCGUGACCUAUGGAGUUCGUACAGUGUGCUCUACAGCUAUGGAUCAAUUCAGUUUACUUGAGUUACCUGUAUUUCGCGCUAGGACUGUUGAACACAUCAAAAAAUUAAUAUAGAAUAUAAGAAUUUAUAUUUAUAAAGAAAUGCAAGCGGUUUCUAUGUUUGACUUGUACAAACGCAAGUAGAAUAGGAAUGAAAUUAGAUAGGUUAGAUGAUAGUUAUGUAAUCCUGAAACACGAAUCCUUAUAGUACAGGCGUUCUCAAAAUAUUUACCACAUAUGAAUUUUAUUGAGGUGGUAUAAUAAGCAAUUAAUUAGUUAGAUAUUUACUUUACUACUUGAAUACCACUAUGAUUUUGUUACUUAUCUUUUAUUGGGCUGUUAAAAUUUUUUGUUGAAUUUUUAUAUAUUAUGGCAAAGGUUUUGGGAUAUCCUGAACUAAAAAACUACCGUAAAAAAUAUCGGAUCAGUUUACAAAAGAUAUUAUCAAAAAUUUCCUGUAUAUACAGAUACCAGUCACUAAUAAGUCUUAUUGAAGCCAAAUGUUAAUAUGCUUUUUCUAGUAUUCACUCCUGAUUUAAUAAGGCGCAUAUUUUCUUUUUUUACACGUGUAUCCUUAUGAAAAUGUAGCGAAAUUUACAAGAAUUUUAUUUUUAAUAUAUUUUUUAACAAAACUUUUGAAUGUUUAAUAAGAAAUAUACCUAAUUGUAAGAAAAACAUAUUUAAAAAGUAAUUUCAGCUAAAACCAAGUUGCCUACUUCACUGGAUUCUUUUAGUACAUUUAUGUUAUAAAAAACAAUAUAACUGAGUGUAGGCUUCCACAUCCUGUAUUUUGUAAUGAUAUUCUGUUUUCAGUAUUUGUAGGCCUUAGACGAACUAAGGUUGUGGCAAAUAUAACAGUGUGGGAGGUAGCCUUACAUUUGAACAAGUAAUUUCAUAUCGAUUGAAAAUCGUAACAAUAAUAUUUUGCCCUUAAAACAUCAGCUACUCUAGUAAAAGUAUAGCUAAAGGUGACAGCCUGUGAAAGUUGCCAAAAAAAUAUGUUUAAGCAACAAUGCCCUUCGGUAGGGAUCCAUGGAGGAGUAUCACCAAGCCGCAAGCUCUUAUCCCUUGCCGUACCGCUCCUCCAUAGACGGAUCAGACACCAGUUUAUUCCAGACCAAAUCGUAGAUUCUAUUGAAUUUUAUACUACGACGUUGGCCUUUUAUUAAUUUUAAAUGACCUGGCUGAGGCUUGAACCUCGACCGCAAAUCCACUAAACUUGUCGAUCGACUGCGCCUCAUCCAACUGAGACGUCAUGACCGAUAUCUUUCUAAGCAACUUCAUACCCUUUUAAAUAUAAUGGUAUGAUUUUAUAGAUCAUGUUUUACUAAAAUAUCUCUGUCUAAGGGUUCACCGCUAAUUGUCCCGUAGGGUAAAGAGUCAGGUAAUCAGGCGUCUCUUACCCUCUAUCUUUCCUUUAAGUAUCAGUUGCUGCAAAGGGUAUUCUCCUCACAUCUCCUUAACAUUCUCCUCAGAAAAUGUACCCUAAGUACGCAGUCUUUUUAUAUAUUAUAUUCAAAAGGAAAGCUCUAGAUAGUACGUCCUCAUUUCAAACUUUAUGAAUCUGGCUAUUCAGGUCCAUGCUCCUAUUUCAUACAUAGAACAGAACUUCAGACUUAUUUUACUGUGCUUUUUAUUUUCGUUUUAACAUCUCAACUAUCGUAUAGAAAACUCUCCAGUCUCCAAGUAUUUAAACUACUCUACUUGCUCUGUAUCUUGUUCAGCUACGUAUAUUUAUUUGCAUUUAGAAAAUCAUUUCUACCUAUAAUCGUGUUUUUGGUCUUCUUGAUAUUUAUUGUCAAACCCCGAGCUUAAUUUGGAAGAGAUCAUUAAAAAAAAAACAUUGAAAAUCGUUGAUGUUAUUUGCCAAUACCGCUACAUCAUGCGAAUCUCGAUAGGGACUCUUCCUGAUAAAUCUUAUUAUUGGUUCAUGUUUUACGUUAUCUAAUAUACGUGAAGCUAGCCUUUUUCCUUCAAGUCUAUUUUUGAAUCAAAACUUUUUAGUCUAGUGACUAACUUCUUAAAAUUUCUUAUCAAAUGUUGAGUAUUCUCAAGAAAUGUUUAAGAAUGGCUCAUUAGGCUUAGUAGCUGGUGAUCUUUACAGAAUUUCGCACGCGUAGUCUCAUGGAUAUCGCUAAAAAGCUUGACGAUAAUAUUUCCAUUAAGUAGCUUAAUUGACAGAUCCCUUCCAGAUAACUAAAGAGUUAAAACAGGGAGAUGGGCUGGCACCAACUCUGUUUAAUAUAUGUAUGGAAUAUGUCAUAAUAAAAAUGUCCGUAAACCCAAAAAAUUUAUGGUUUAAUACGUCUAAGCAGAUUGUAAUGUAAGUAGAUGAUGUAAACUUGAUGGGAAGAACCGCAAGAUACGGAAACGGAUAAUGCUUGCUAACAAAGCAUAUUCUCUCUGUGGUAGGUGUUUGGAUUCAAAGACAUCCAUAGGGAAGUAAAGUUUAAAAUAUAUAAAACCAUCAUACGGCCAAUAGUAACAUAUGGCGUAGAAACAUGGAUCGUGACUGAAAAGACAAUAAACCUUAUUAAUACUUUUGAAAGAAAGAUAACGUGUGAUCCAAAAUUAUUGUCACCAUAGGUGGCUCUGAACGACAGAGAUAGCUAUACAGUGCAUGUCUAUUAUUAAUUCAGAUAUACUUUUUAGUUUACGUCAACUUUGACAGAUACUUGUCAGUGUACGUACGUCAACUUAACUAAACACUAUAAUUGAACAUAAAAAGUAGCAGAUGAAGCCAAAUUUUAACUUUAUACGAAUUAAAUCUGGAAAGAUCGCUCCUUGUCGAAGAACACCAAAAUAAGAUUAGUACGUGCCUUAAUUUUUCCCAUAUUUAAUUACGGAUCCGAAACAUGAACAAUGAAAUCGGAAGACAGAAAAAGGAUUGACGCCUUUGAAAUGUGGUGCUGGAGAAGAAUGCUUCGGAUCUCAUGGACGGAACACAGAACAAAUCACUCAAUCCUCCAAGAGCUUAAUAUUCAGACUCGACUUUCCUCUCCACCGUCUUAAAAUUUUUCUGCUAUAUUGCAGGAAGGAGUGAUGAUAAUCUUGAGAGACUUAUAAUUUCGGAAAACGUUGAAGAGCGCAGAAGUAGAGGUCGCUCACCUACUCGAUGGACGGAUCAAGUACAGAAAGCCAGUGGAAAAACAUUCUCUGAAUCCAUGAGGGAAGCUCAGGACAGAAGCCGAUGGAAAGAGAUAGUUGCUCGUAUUAUAGGGAAUCACGACACUCAGCAAUGAGAAAACGACUGAGGAGGAGGACGAAUUAAAAGGUCUUGAGAUUGGGUAUCUUUUCAACGUGUUUUCAAUCAUUAUUCUUUGUUUGGAAAAGUGAUCAUAACAACACUGAAUAUAGCCGCAAUUGGCCGUGACGUCACACUCCAGCGGUCUUUCAGAUUAAAACAAGACGUACGUGAUUUUUUCCACGGAUAGCUUUGAUCCCAAUAAUUUUGGAUCGCUCGUUAUUAAGGAGGAUAUUGGGACCCAUUUGCGACAAUGGUAUAUGGAAAAUAAGGUUCAACCACGAGUUAUAGCAAUAUUACAAAGAACCCUCUAUAGCAAAUUAUGCAAAAAUACAAAUAUUGCGAUGGGCAGGUCACUUUAUAAAAAUGGAUAACGAGAGAACACCUAGUAAAACGCUUAGCGUAACUAUGGUGGGACGUCGGCCACUCGCAAAACUAAGGAAGAGGUGGAUAGACGAAGUGAGAACCGAUGCUAAAGAGAUAUUGAGGGUGGACAACUGCAGGAGAGCAGCCAGGGACAGAGAUACUUGGAGGCGGAUGCUGGGGGAGGCCAGGGCCCGACUUGGGCUGUAGUGCCAUAGGAGAGAUAGCUUAAUUGUUUUUCCAUAUAUAUUAUUUAGUCCUGAGGCUUUUUUAAGAUUACCAGCUAUUUCCAGAAAAUUUCCAGCAAUUUCCAGAAAGUUUUCAGCUAUUCCAAACGUCUCCGAAGCUGAGAAUGAUGGGAUUAUCUAUUUUCGUUGGGAAAGAACACUUUCAUUGAUAUGUAGAUUGAUCAGUACAUAUUCUGCUUGAAGUUUUUUAAAGCACGUAAAUUUGACUAAAGUAAAUCUCAAUAAGUGGCAAACAACCACCAUUACUUUCCUUAUAUACUGACUCUGUAGCUAUUAACAGAUUGGUCAAAAAUAUCUACAGCUGCCAUUAAAGCGUUAUAUCUCGUGAGAAAUUUUGAUUGGAUUACCGCACAGCAGCAAACCAAAGUUUGCCUUUGAAAGAGCCUCAAUAGUAUUGUAAUUUGAUGUUAUUGUGACAUUAUCUUUUCAUUUUAAAAAGACGAACCAGCUUAUUUUGUCAAAAAUAUGUUGGAUAUAUCCAGGAUCUUGCUUUUUUAUUGCAUUCGAUUUGGGCAAAAGACAUUUUUACGAGAUUUUCUCGUGUUUUGUAUAGUGCUCGUAAGCCUUUUGCUUUUAAGUUUUGUUUCACAUGAUGCACAUUAAGUCAAAAACAUUCAUAAUAAAAAUUAGUAUUACUAAUAAUUAUUAUUACAUAAUAAAAAAUAAAUAUACGUAAGAAGUAUCUAUCUACCCUCAGAGAAAAGCACAAAACUUUUAAAGUUUUGAUAAAAGUAUAACAUAAAAAUUAAGUAUAAAAUUUCCUAAUAUAAUUUUAAAUAUAUACCGUAAGUUCGAUUAUAUUGCAAGAGGAGGAAAUGGGGUAAAUAUAAUAUAUUUUUGUCAAUUUUCACAUGAUGACAUCUUUCACAUGGUCCAUCCUGGCAACUGAUUGGCAACUUCCGAAUAAAUGAUAUUUAUUCGGUGUAAAAUGCAUCGCUACCUCCCGUACUAUUAGACUAUUAGACAGUGACCUAUAAGCCCUAAACCGAAUAUAUUCUUAAAAUCCAACUCUCAACCAAUUAAAGAAAUUCAAAAUUCGAACCAAAAAAUGCAUUAUUCAGUUCAUAAUUCUUCUUCUUAGUCAGUAACUUGUUACAGAUAUCGGGAUAUUAUGAUUUCAUGAGUUGAUAUGUUCGAUGUUCCUCCAGUUUUCUUUAUCUUCUGGCAUUCUCUCCAUUCUGACAGCGGAACGCUUAUACCUGCGACAAUGUGGUCUAUAUAUUUUGUAGGGGACUUACCUCUACCUAUUUUACUUUCGUCCUUUCCCUGUAUGGAAAGUUAUUAUCGACUACCCGUUCGAAAAACAUCAUUUUUUUAAUCCUGGAUGAUAAUGUACAUUUUACAUCUAAAUGACAUUGAGUGAUCAGCUAUUAAUUGCUUUUGUGCAGCAAAUAAAUAAAGUCAAUUUUGAACUGUUGAAUACUGAAUGUAACUCUAAAAUUAAAUUUUAACGGUUAAUUAUAAUUAGAUUAUAGCUAAUACCUAACGGAGCCUUUUGUCAAUAUAGUAUGUGAGACUAUUAUCUAUUAUGGAAAAUAAGAUUUUUAAUAAAUUGGUUUUUUUAUUACAUAUUAGUAGCUUUUUGUUUAACCCUUUCGCGGACACGACUGCAUGUUCUUCUUCUUCAUGUGCCUUGUCCGUUGCGGACGUUGGCUAUCAUCAUAACAAUUUUAAUUUUGUUUGCGGCGUUUCUGAAUAACUCGAUCGAUGUUAGUCCAAACGAAGUUUUGAAGCCAUGAGUGUCUUCUUCUUCCGGGUCCGCGUUUGCUUUCUAUUUUACCCUGUAUUAUCAGUUGGAGUAUAUGAUAUUUAUCAUGUCUCAUAAUAUGACCGAGGUAUUCAAGUUUCCGAUUCUUAAUUGUGAAAGAGAUUUCUUUUUGUUUUCCCAUUCGGCGCAGUACCUCUACGUUGGUGGUGUGAGUCGUCCAGGAUAUUUUGAGGAUACGUCGAUACACCCACGUUUCGAAUGCCUCCAGCUUUCUCAUUAAUGUUUCCGUCAAUGUCCAUGCCUCUGCAACGACUGCAUAUGCCAAGGGAAAUUACUGUCUGCAUAUGCAGUCGUGUCCGUGAAUGGGUUAAAGAAUUAUGAGCUCUAAUAAGUGUCAUACAGAAAACUUCGUAUUCUAAUUAUUGUUCUUUCAUUAGUCUGAGAAUAUUCAUAUUAUUAAUUGAUCAAAAGACUCUAAUAAUGCCCAGCUUGGUGCUGGUCUUAACUCUGGUCUCUUUGGCAGAGGGGUGCGACAGGGAGAUACCUUGUCGCCAAAUCUAUUUAUAACAGUCAUAGAGUACGCAUUUAAACGACUAGAGUGAGAAUCAAAGGGUAUUAACAUUGAUGGAAAGACAUUAAAUUACCUCCGAUAUGUCGAUGACAUUGUUCUCAUAACAGACGACAUACGAGAAUAUAGAGUUAUGCUACAACUACAGCAAGUAACACAGAGAGUCGGUUUAAAGAUAAAUUAUGGAAAAACAAAAAUAAUGAACAAUCUCAUCCCCAAUGAGCUGGGAGAAAUCGAGAAAUCGCCCAUAGAACUUGUGGAAAAAUAUGUGUAUUUGGGUUACGAAAUAAGGUUAACACGAGACAACCAAACAUGCGUCGCGUAAUAAUUCGCGGGACUAGCGAAUAAUUCGCGAAAUGAAGAUUGGAUCGAAAAAUUGAAAAAUACAUUCAAUAUUUU
Diabrotica virgifera virgifera (western corn rootworm) is the source of this 7826-nucleotide messenger RNA. Its product is annotated as cytotoxic granule associated RNA binding protein TIA1-like. Bases 183 to 896 code for a protein of 237 amino acids. Gene Ontology annotation, molecular function: RNA binding. The transcript is spliced from 8 exons. The record is from RefSeq and is a predicted model, not a curated record. NCBI's taxonomy places the organism in Eukaryota, Metazoa, Arthropoda, Insecta, Coleoptera, Chrysomelidae.